Molecule: messenger RNA, 1679 nt
Organism: Phyllopteryx taeniolatus (common seadragon)
Lineage: Eukaryota; Metazoa; Chordata; Actinopteri; Syngnathiformes; Syngnathidae
Gene: ccdc127a
Product: coiled-coil domain containing 127a
Exons: 4
Coding region: 136-957 (273 amino acids)
Source: RefSeq, a predicted model, not a curated record
AAAAAUAAAAAAUAAAAAAAUAAAAAACAGUUGGUGUCAACAGUCACGGACAGUCUACGAGUUAAAAUUGUAUAACAAGGGUGUGUGGUCCCGGAACAAAUGUAUCAGUGACCCAGACUUUCCUUUGAAGCCUCCAUGAACAACCUGAAUGACCCUCCAAGAUGGAAUAUUCAACCAGACCCAAGAGAAAGGGGGGAGGGAGGCGCAGAUGGCAACCAGUGGAACUAUGCUCUGCUGGUGCCUAUGCUGGGACUGGCUGCAUUUCGUUGGAUCUGGACCCGGGAGUCUCAGAGAGAGAUCGAGAAGGUCAAAGCCAAGUAUAACAAGGAUGUGUUCUUGGUAAAAAGUGAGUUGGAGUCACGAUAUGAGGAGACGUUAACAGAGAGGCGCCGAGCCGUGGCUGCCUUGGAACUGGAGCUGGAGAAGGAGAGACAGAGGGUGAAAGGCUACAAGCAGGCCAUGAUCUCCCAGAGCCAUCUUCUGGUAGAAGAACGGAAACGUUUACAGCAGGAGCGUGAGUGGUUGGAGGAAGAGAAACAAAGAUAUGUCAAGUCUGGAGCUGGAAGGGCUGUGCUGCAUCAAGCCAUGGAGCAACAGAAUGAGUGGUUCCAGAGAGCCAACGGCACACUGCGAGAGCUUGAGGCUCAACUUGUGGAGCGUCAGAAUGCCUACUGUUCUCAAUUCCUCCCUCGAGACAAGCGCCUGGAGAUGGAGAGAAACAUGCUACUGAAUGCUGUCAAAGAACCUGUCACGGAUGAACUUAAUCUAGAGGCUGAUCUUAAAGAUAUUUUUAAUAGGGAUAAGCAUUGUGCAAACUUGAUGAACAUGGACAAGAGAAAGAACGGAAGUCUCAUGUGGGUGUAUCUGAAGUACUGGCAGUUGCAGGUCACUGUUCAGAAACACAAGAGAACUGAGGCGGCCAUUCGAGGGGAAGACAUUGAGCCGCAAACAAAAUGAUGACAAGAUGAGGCAAUCAUUUUCCUUUGACUUGUGGGUCACAAAUGGAAUAUGCAUGAAGUUCUGAUCUCAAAGUUUGGAAAAGACCUUUUGUCACAUUUUUAAAAAUGCUGCAAAUUAGUUCUUCCUUAAUUUAAGAUGCCCCAAAUAAGACUCAUUAGCUUAAACUAUGAGGUACAUCCACAUUGGAUACACAAUCAAAGCUUAAAAUCGAAGUAUAUUCUUUUGAAAUCUUUUGUCAGAAUGUGUGUCAUCUAUCUAACUUUCUGUGCGUACCAUGGAAUCUAAUGUUAUUUACUGGACCUUUGUUCAUCUUGGUGUGAUGAACUUGUAUAUCAACAUUUAGUUUGAUACUGCCUGAUUUAGUUAUUUUAUCUUGAAAUUGAGUGAAAUGUCCUGAUGCUUAUUCCUCUCCAGCUCAAACUCAUAAAGUUAAUCUCUGUUUAAGAGCCUGAUAAACAGCCAUUCAUAACACUUCACAUAAGGUAAUGCCUCUAAUUGAUCAAUUGAACAAAUAUCAGAAGUGGGCACAAAGAAGUGUUUGGUAAUCACGAUGGCUGAAGUAACACUUGAAUCUACAUACAAAGAAAAUGUGAAGUUGGUAUUUUCUUAUAACACUAUGACAAUUAUGUUUUAGUUCUAACAAUAUCGUGGUGAGUGCUCGAUUUUAUGUUCAGAUGCAUAGAUAUUGCACACAAUAAAGUCUUUGUGUGGGAAUUUGA